CCAAGUGAUCGGUUAGUACUUUGGUGACUGUUAAAGGGGAAGCAACUUGCUUGCUGCUCUAAUUCAACAAAUUUAGCACCAAGAAAUGAAGCUAGUUUGAUAGGCUGUUUCACUCACAUCAUGGAAAGAACGAAUAAACGGUCAAUUCAUCAGCUUGAAGUUGAAGGGAAAGAACCAAAGGCACAAGUUCAAGAAUGGAAGAACCUAUUCAAGAAGCAACGACAAGAGAGCGCUUCGUCUGUACCAAGUUCUUCUAAGCGGAAAUCUGAGAUUAGCCAACGGCGCACGGCUGCUGUUUGCUUACUUUGCAUAGAAAACGGCUGCCGCAAUUAUUCUUUGGUGGACAUGUAUCCCACGACGAUAGACCGGCACCAAAAGAGAAAUCACCCCAACGAUACCUUUGACAAAGGAAAACACAUCAGAUGUAGAGAUCAUGAAGACGUCAAAAAGCUUGAAAUUAAAAUUGAAAAAUUAACUUCGUCAUCUAAGCAAAAGAAUAAAUUUAACCCUCACCUUAAAAAUGACACAUCUGUGUCCCAGCUAUCAACGGAAAUACUUUCCUCUACUUCUAAACCUGACUUCUCAAAACGCAAAUCUUCUUCUCAGCCAAAUUUCGUACAACGCGACUCCCCUUCACAUAAAGACUUCGUGAAAAAAUAUUCCGAUCCUCAGCCGGAUUUCUUGGAACGUACCCCUGUAGGUCAGUCGGACUUUGUGGAAUGUUCCCCUGUAGCUCAGACGGAUUUUGUUGAACGUACCCCUGUAGGUCAGCCGGAUUUCUUGGAACGUACCCCUGUAGCUCAGCCGGACUUCGAAGUAUGUGCCUCUACUGAGCAUAGCCCUAAAGAAUGUGACUCGUCUUCGCUACUUUCAGCCAGCAGAGGUUCUUCCUUCCAAGGAAACUCAGCUGCUUCUUCUUUCACUCAAAUAAUUCAAAAGUCGAUUGAUGGGUUUCUCAGUAUCCAGCCACAAAAUGAAGUUCCUCGAAUGAUGCAGCCUACUACAUCCAAAUGGACACUCGAACAAAUUGGUGAAUGCUUAGAGAGAUUAGAAAGCAUGCUUAUGAAACAUUUACAAAAAAAAGAUCAAGGAGGUCCUACUACCGCAAAGGAUAAUUUAUCUUCAAUUUGUGUAUUGAAUGCUUGUAAUAAUCUAAAUGACGUUCUUUCCACAAAAUUAUUCACUCUCCACCAGCAUCAAAAUAAGCAUAUAAUAAGAUGCUCAGCUUGCCACGAUUACGCCACCCGUGAUGUCCUUAUAACAAAAAAUUCAACAUCGUUCAAACUUCCGACAAGUGGUUUAUCUGUUGGAUGUAAGCUGCCCGAAGCUAAAAUCGAAAUAUAUAAAAAUGGCGAUGGUCAAAGUUGGUACAACUUCAAAAGUCGUCUCGUAACCCACUUGAACUCCGGACAGGAUUCAUUCCACUGGAAAGCUACGCAAGGCAAAGAAGAGGGAGCUUCGUCAGUGCCUCGUUCGGUUUCCGUAACUGAAACUCUCUGUCGGGUAGCUCUCCAUGUUCUGAAAAUGAAAGGCGCGGCCCUGCACUACGAGAGUGUCAUUGCACUAUUGAAAGCAUGCAAAGUGGAUGUGGGAGACAUCGGCCAUUCAAGGAACAACUUUCCUGAAAUUCUUCGUGCGGCGACUGUGGUGAUUUGUCAAAGAAACAAUCAGAUGUUGCUGCAGCCACUACUCAGCACGGGACUACCACCCCAUUUCUACAUUACAGCCGAUAAAUCCACUGUCAACAGACACACCAAUCAAGCAAUCCUCUUGAUUGUGAAUUUCAACGGCAAAAGGAUCGCAGUACCUGUGGGCGCACCUCCUGUAUAUUCCGUUGAUGUCAACAGUGUUGAUGACACAACUCAGGUUCAGCUCAUCGGAGGAAGUGCAGUAGAGCUUGCUGAUAGCAUAAUUAAUACGAUUCUGGAAAAAACUGGGCUCCCUGACCAUCACUUGACGCGAUUAACAGGUGCAACGUGUGACGGACAAUACGUUGUCUCGUCGGGAUUUGCUGCACGACUUGCUGAGCGUGUUGGGGUCUCAUCGAAGAGUGCCUUUGCUGUCCCUGUCACGUGGGAUGCUGGCCACUGGAUGAACUUGGUGGUCACAGAUGUGCGCUCUGUUAAACAGCAAACCUUCAAAGGAUCAGCACAAUUAUUGAACACAUUUAUCAAGCGUUGUAAUGUAUUUAAUGACGAGUUACAGCAUGGCAAAGGGUACGCCAUGCUGAGAGCUAUUUCUGAAUCUAACAAAUCUACUGCUCAUGCUCCCAAAUCUUAUGCACAACAUAGUUUGUCGGAUGAGACUGUACAGCUGCAGCACAAUCUUCAAAUGGUCGAAUCGGUUGCGAUGCGGAAGCCAUAUUGA
Hyalella azteca is the source of this 2367-nucleotide messenger RNA. RefSeq lists its product as uncharacterized. The record is from RefSeq and is a predicted model, not a curated record. Bases 121 to 2367 code for a protein of 748 amino acids. The transcript has 6 exons. Lineage: Eukaryota; Metazoa; Arthropoda; Malacostraca; Amphipoda; Hyalellidae.